Arvicanthis niloticus (Nile rat) is the source of this 3247-nucleotide messenger RNA. It is a transcript of the gene Rps6ka3, whose product is annotated as ribosomal protein S6 kinase A3. Gene Ontology annotation, biological process: protein phosphorylation; intracellular signal transduction. Lineage: Eukaryota; Metazoa; Chordata; Mammalia; Rodentia; Muridae. Gene Ontology annotation, molecular function: ATP binding; protein serine/threonine kinase activity; magnesium ion binding. The record is from RefSeq and is a predicted model, not a curated record.
UGGGAUCGGGCGCGGGAACCGGCGGGGAGGGGAGGUGGGGGGCGGAGCCGUAGUCCGGGCGGCGGAAGGAGGAGAGGAAGAAAGGGGCGAGCCCUGGUGCCUGGCGGCGGCGCAAGGUUCUCGCUCAGAGUGCGGGCUGCUGUGGCCAGGCGCUGGGCGUUCAGGUGGUCAGUGUCGGCGUCGAGCUUGCUCUCGGGAGCCGCGCGGCUGCCCUGCUGCUGCUUCUGGACUCUGCCUUGGGCUCGAGUGGCGGAGGAGCCGAGCCGGCUGUGGGGCGGGUGGGGAGGGAGGAGGCGGUGAAGGCGGCGGCGGGCCGGGGAGGGGGGGAAGAUGCCGCUGGCGCAGCUGGCGGACCCGUGGCAGAAGAUGGCUGUGGAGAGCCCUUCCGACAGCGCUGAGGAUUAUAUCUUUAUCCUUGAAAUUUAAAAACAUUUGCCAGGACAUGUCUUGGUGUUGAUGAUCUCUGUUGAACCUUCUCAGUCUGCAGUCUCAGGAUAAAUGAGGAGCUGAUUCUUAAUCCUGUCACAUUGAAUGGACAGCAAAUUAUGGAUGAACCUAUGGGAGAGGAGGAGAUUAAUCCACAAACUGAAGAAGGCAGUAUCAAAGAGAUUGCAAUCACACAUCAUGUGAAGGAAGGACAUGAAAAGGCAGAUCCUUCCCAGUUUGAGCUUUUAAAAGUAUUAGGGCAGGGAUCAUUUGGAAAGGUUUUCUUAGUUAAAAAAAUCUCAGGCUCUGAUGCUAGACAGCUUUAUGCCAUGAAGGUAUUAAAGAAGGCCACACUGAAAGUUCGAGACCGUGUUCGGACAAAAAUGGAACGUGAUAUCUUGGUAGAGGUCAAUCAUCCUUUCAUUGUCAAAUUGCAUUACGCUUUUCAAACUGAAGGGAAGUUGUAUCUUAUUUUGGAUUUUCUCAGGGGAGGAGAUUUGUUUACACGCUUAUCCAAAGAGGUGAUGUUCACAGAGGAAGAUGUCAAAUUCUACUUGGCUGAACUUGCACUUGCUUUAGACCAUCUGCACAGCCUGGGAAUAAUCUAUAGAGACUUAAAACCAGAAAACAUACUUCUUGAUGAAGAAGGUCACAUCAAGUUAACUGAUUUUGGCUUAAGUAAGGAAUCUAUUGACCACGAGAAGAAGGCUUACUCUUUUUGUGGCACUGUGGAAUACAUGGCUCCAGAAGUGGUUAAUCGUAGAGGCCAUACUCAGAGUGCUGACUGGUGGUCUUUUGGUGUGUUGAUGUUUGAAAUGCUCACUGGUACACUACCUUUCCAAGGAAAAGAUCGUAAAGAAACAAUGACUAUGAUUCUUAAAGCCAAACUCGGGAUGCCACAGUUUCUGAGUCCUGAAGCCCAGAGUCUUUUACGAAUGCUUUUCAAACGGAAUCCUGCAAACAGAUUAGGUGCUGGACCAGAUGGAGUUGAAGAAAUUAAAAGACAUUCAUUUUUCUCAACAAUAGACUGGAAUAAACUCUAUAGAAGAGAGAUUCACCCACCUUUUAAGCCUGCAACUGGCAGACCUGAAGAUACAUUUUAUUUUGAUCCUGAGUUUACUGCAAAAACUCCCAAAGAUUCACCUGGCAUUCCACCUAGUGCUAACGCACAUCAGCUUUUUCGGGGGUUUAGUUUUGUUGCUAUUACCUCAGAUGACGAGAGCCAAGCUAUGCAGACAGUUGGUGUGCAUUCAAUUGUUCAGCAAUUACACAGGAACAGCAUUCAGUUUACUGAUGGAUAUGAAGUAAAAGAGGAUAUUGGCGUUGGCUCAUACUCUGUUUGUAAGAGAUGUAUACAUAAAGCCACAAACAUGGAGUUUGCCGUGAAGAUUAUUGAUAAAAGCAAGAGAGACCCAACAGAAGAGAUUGAAAUUCUUCUUCGUUAUGGACAGCAUCCAAACAUCAUUACCCUAAAGGAUGUGUAUGAUGAUGGAAAAUAUGUGUAUGUAGUAACAGAACUUAUGAAAGGUGGUGAGCUGCUGGAUAAAAUUCUUAGGCAGAAGUUUUUCUCAGAGCGAGAGGCCAGUGCUGUCCUGUUUACUAUAACCAAAACUGUUGAGUAUCUUCACGCACAAGGGGUGGUUCACAGAGACUUGAAACCUAGCAACAUUCUUUAUGUGGAUGAGUCUGGUAAUCCAGAAUCUAUUCGGAUUUGUGACUUUGGCUUUGCAAAACAACUGAGAGCAGAAAAUGGUCUUCUCAUGACUCCUUGUUAUACUGCAAAUUUUGUUGCACCAGAGGUUUUAAAACGACAAGGCUAUGAUGCUGCCUGUGAUAUAUGGAGUCUUGGUGUCCUCCUUUAUACAAUGCUUACUGGUUACACUCCAUUUGCAAAUGGUCCUGAUGAUACUCCAGAGGAAAUAUUGGCACGAAUAGGUAGUGGAAAAUUCUCACUCAGUGGUGGUUACUGGAAUUCUGUUUCAGACACAGCAAAGGACCUGGUGUCAAAGAUGCUUCAUGUAGAUCCUCAUCAGAGACUGACUGCUGCUCUUGUGCUCAGACAUCCUUGGAUUGUCCACUGGGACCAACUGCCACAAUACCAACUAAACAGACAGGAUGCACCGCAUCUUGUAAAGGGUGCCAUGGCAGCUACAUACUCUGCUCUAAACCGUAAUCAGUCACCAGUUUUGGAACCAGUAGGCCGCUCUACUCUUGCUCAGCGGAGAGGUAUUAAAAAAAUCACCUCAACAGCCCUGUGAAGUGACUUCAGUGAGAUGUUUGGUACCAUGAUAUAAGCUGAUAGCACAAGUUCUGGCAACAGGUAGCACAUACCUGAGAGACACCUGCAAGCACACACUGUCCCAGCUGGUACCCAUAAUGCUGCUGCUCCUGCUGCUCCUGCUUCAUCUCUUCUCGCUUUAAUUGAUUGUUAGCAAGUUAGAUUUUCCUGGAGCUCCGAAAUGAAAAUGGAAACAUGAUGAAGAUCUAUUCACUGAAUCAAUAAAGAUAAUGAACACAUGAAUACCACCUAAAAUACACUGAAUAAAAGUACUCUACACCAUAUAGCAUUAUUUUUAUAGGAAAUAUUUCAUGUCCCCUAAAUAUUCUUUGUUAGUUAUAGGGAUGGACAGUUUAUGUUAAGCACUUAGCUUAAACAAUUCAUUUAUAUUAGCACUGUAUCCCUUGUGCCAUCCAACAUUUUGUAUGUUUUUGUAAACAGUUCAUAUACAGUACAUUUCUGUACUGCUUUCUUUAAUGUAUACAUGCCUUGUUUAACUUGGAGUCUACUAAUCAAUUGACUAUUAAAUCUGGAUAAAUAGUU